AAAUCUUUUAAAUAUACCAAAUACUCCUCGUAUGACAGAGCUCUUUUGCGAAACUUGAAGAACGCAAGUCCUGUGUCGGUUGUCGUUAAUGUUACCAUGUCGAGUAUCCGUGCAGAAAUCAACCAUUUGUCACUUUGCGUUAAAGGUAGAAGUUGUAAUUUGUUUUCAUAGGAAAUUGGAUCCAUCUCACAGUACGCUGUGUAAUCAGAAAAAUCGAUUAGCAUUAUUAUAGCGUUCAUUAUUUGUUUAGCUUAACGUUAUUAGUUACCACGGAAAAUAUCUUCCAAAGGAAUAACUUCAGGCAUCAGUUUCUUCUGGAACGCUUCUAACGACUCCAUCCUAAAAUUCGUGUGAACGUCCAAUGAAAUAGAUUUAAAAAAUCAUCAUGAAGUUUAAUGAGCCUGAAUGCUUGGAUAAAAAUGGUUUCUGCAAAAGAAAUUGCGACAACGCAAGCUUAAUUAACACCGUUGAACAAUUGAAACCGCCGUACUUCUCAGAAUUAGCCAAUGAAGAGUUCUUCAAGUGCUUCUGCAAAGAAACUUGCACUGCUAGAAGAAGACUGGACAUGCGUGGACCUACCAUACAUGAAAAAAUCAAGCGACUUUUCGAAGAUACGGAUGUUCCAGCUCUGAUCAUUUUCUUGCGGAAGUAUCAGGAUAUCGUUUAUAUUAAUUUAGGCAGCAACAACAUUACUGACAGUGGCUUUAAAAAUUUAAUUGAUCAUGCACUUACAUACAAGCAGAUAGAGGAGUUAGAUCUUCAGAACAAUAACAUCACAGAACUGGGAACAAGAUAUUUACUGGAAGUAGGACACGACCUAAAGAUUAAGAGUCUGAAUCUAAAAACGAAUAAAUUAGGCGCCAGUGCAUCGAUACAUGUAGCUAAUUUUUUAUUAAAAAACAUGCAUCUCAUCUGGUUGAAUGUAGCAGAAAUAGAUCAGACUGCUUCCAGUUUAAUAUACUUUAUAGCGGUGCUGAGUCAGGAUCAGGACAUUUGUAAUGUGACUCUGAAACACUUAGACAUAAGUCGGCCGAAUCCGGGAUGCAUGCACUAUUUUGAUUCGGUUCAUUUUGCCAGUGUCAUUGGCCACAUGCUCAAGCGCAAUACUACUCUGUCAGCGUUGCAUCUGCAAAAGUACAAUUUUAGUUGCCACGAUAUUGAAACCAUGAUGUCCAAUGCGAUUCACAAUAAUACUUUGCUUUUGUUAAAUCUCGGCUGUAACAAUAUAGGAGAUCAUGGUGUGGACCACCUGGCCAAGUGGCUUACAAAAAGACCCCAAUUGAGAAUCCUUGUACUAUGUAGCAACAUUAUAACUGAUCACGGUGCAAGAAGUCUUAGUUUCACUCUUCCAUUCUCAAGGCUCCUAUCCUUGGAUAUCUCCUAUAACAAGAUCACAGAUGUUGGUAUGGUAGAGCUUUUGUACACUUUAAAGAAAAGUCCCCUUUUGCGACAAUUGAGGAUAUUUGGCAACGCCAUUGGUCAUCCAGUUGGCAAGAUCAUUGAACGAAUGCUGAUCUCGAAGGUGUUGAACCAAGAGAACAUAGACAUCAGACCAUACAGAGUUGAUCACAGAUGGUACAUUGCGAGAUUCGAAGGCGACCGCUGCAAAAAGAAAUACCAGGAUGUUCCUUAUGAACUUUUCUCGCGAGAAUCGCUUCCUCCUAUCAAAAAAACUCGUCUAAAGCGAACCUAUUACAAAUACAUUUACAAUAGGAUAGACGACAUUAAUGUGCAACACUCAGUCGUCAGAAUUAUGUCAAGCGUAUUAAUAACGGAUCAUCGAAAAGACUGUAGAUGUUGUUAUUGUUUCAAAUGCAAAGCACCACAUUAUGACGAUGGAUGUAGAGAUUUAGAGCAUCCAGAUACUUGCACUUGUUGCAAGUGCAAGGGAGAUGAUGAAAGCAGCGAUUGGUCUGUGGAUAAAGAAAUUUUGAACAGGGUCAAGACUCCUCCAGAUCCUGUGGAGAAAGUUGCAUAUAUUUUAAAGCGUGUAGGUUCUGAAACUGCUAAGAACAUCGCACGGUGGAUAAACAUUGACGAGGAUGUUUUGGAGGAAGAUUUGAAAGCAAUUGCCAGUGGUAGCGACACUGACAAAGAUUCGUGCAAUUGCUCAUGGGCUCAAUUGAGUAUAUCAAGCUUACAAAAGUACUUAGAGGAGACUUCUUCUAAAAAUCUCCUGAUCAUACCUAAAAGUAAUACUACUAUGUUAAAAGAUGUAUACAAGGGAUCCGACAAUGAGUCCUGUGUAGCAGAAAGUAGUGCAAGUAGUUCAUAAAAAUACGUGAAUUUGUAUAAAAGGUAAAUAGAGAACAAGCGUUAUGACAUCAUCUAUUUAUUGAUAACCUGACACAGUUUGAUUCUCUUCUUUGUCAAAUACAAAAAUAAAAAAAGAACAAUCGCUCGCAUUUUA
This is a messenger RNA of Megalopta genalis, 2410 nucleotides long. RefSeq lists its product as uncharacterized. Lineage: Eukaryota; Metazoa; Arthropoda; Insecta; Hymenoptera; Halictidae. Gene Ontology annotation, molecular function: protein binding. The record is from RefSeq and is a predicted model, not a curated record.